This is a messenger RNA of Scheffersomyces coipomensis, 426 nucleotides long. RefSeq lists its product as uncharacterized. The coding region runs from base 1 to 426 and encodes 141 amino acids. The record is from RefSeq and is a predicted model, not a curated record. Lineage: Eukaryota; Fungi; Ascomycota; Pichiomycetes; Serinales; Debaryomycetaceae. The transcript has a single exon.
AUGAUAAUGCCUAAACUUUUAUUCGUCCUAAUUUGCUUAUUAUCGUCUGUUUCUGCCAUACGUUAUGUUAAUGAGUCACACAUUAUCGAUUUCAUAACUUGUAUCAAUACAACAGGUCGAAGAUAUAAUUAUACCAUUGAACCAAAUGGUGGUUUACUAAUACAACCAUUUGAAUUAAGAGAUAUGGAUAGAGAAGGUAUUGACUUUGGAGUACAUGAAUGUGUAUUUGAUUUUGUCACAAGUGGUAAUAUUGGUAGUGUUGGGCUUAGUGGGAAUGUCUAUGAAGAAGAUGAUCCAAGUAGAAGUAGAUGGUUGAAUUAUGAUCUGGUCCAUCGAAUCGUAGCUCAAGGUUUGCGGUUUAACGAUAUACCUCAUGAUUUAUAUAUAGAUCCUGAUAUAGAUUGGGUUGGUGCAUGUUUAGAUUAA